AACAGGGCUAGAAACAGAGAGAGAAAGAAGCAACACUAGAAGAAAACAACAUGGAAGUUCUUAUAAAACAAUUUGUUUUGUUUGGGCUGUUCGUUACAGCGUCCUGCUACAGUUGUUUAUAUGAUGGUCAAUGUAAUGGAAAGGUCGUCUGUCCAACUGGUCAGGUAGCGGCGUGCUCUCGGAGACAGUGUUUUUGCAAAAGGGGAACACGAUGCACGAUUGAUAGUAAUUGCAAAGGCGACUGCUACGAGUAUCAGAUAUACUGUAAAUCACAUUUUAUUCGAUAUAUGAUUGUCGGUCAUUAA
This is a messenger RNA of Saccostrea cuccullata (small rock oyster), 305 nucleotides long. RefSeq lists its product as uncharacterized. The record is from RefSeq and is a predicted model, not a curated record. The transcript has 3 exons. NCBI's taxonomy places the organism in Eukaryota, Metazoa, Mollusca, Bivalvia, Ostreida, Ostreidae. Bases 51 to 305 code for a protein of 84 amino acids.